AUGGGAAGUUCUAAGAGUUGGUUUGCUUGGGCAACUGUGAGUUGCCUCGUACUUUCUGUAUCUAGCCUCGGGGGAGGAGGAUAUGGUGGCGGAGGAGGAUACGGCGGUGGAGGCCACGGUAGCAGAGGAGGAUAUGGCGGUGGAGGUGGUGGUGGAUAUAGUGGAGGAGGUGGUAAAGGAGGCGACACUAUUUUUCUUGCCAUACCCAUUGAAUCUGUAAGUGGUGGACAUGGAGGAGGUGGAGUUGGGUAUGGAGGCAGUGGAGGAUACGGUGGUGGCGGAAAGGGGGGAUAUGGCGGAGGAGGAUACGGCGGGGGAGGAAAAGGUGGAUUCGGAGGAGGUGCUGGAGGAUAUGGCGGAGGAGGAUACGGCGGUGGCGGAAAAGGAGGAUUUGGAGGAAGUGGAGGAGGAAGCGGUGGAAAAGGACUGUCAUUAGGAGGCGGUGGAUAUGGAGGUGGUGGAUAUGGAGGCGGCGGCCUUGGUGGAAAAGGAGGCAACGGAGGCGUAGCUAUCGUCGGUAUCAGUUUAUCUCAACUUGGAGGAGGAAGUGGUCACGGAGGUAGUGGCGGAAGUUAUGGAGGUGGUGGAUUCGAAGGCAGCAGGGGAGGUGGAUAUGGAGGUGGAAAAGGAAUUGGAGGUGGUUAUGGAGGAGGAUCUGGAUUUGGAAAAGGAAGUGGAGGAGGAUAUGGAGGAGGCUCUGGAUUUGGUAAAGGAAGUGGCGUAGGAUAUGGUGUAGGCUCUGGAUUUGGUAAAGGAAGUGGAGUUGGGUCUGGAUUUGGUAAAGGAGGGGGUGGAGGAUACGGAGUUGGUACUGGAGGAUAUGGAGGCGGAAGUGGAAAAGGAGGUUACUACUGAAAAGACGGAUAUAAUAUAAGCAAGAAGAACUAAGAGUGAGCCUCUCUCGAUAAAAGAACACUUCUUCUGUUGUCCAUCGUACAGUGCCCAGACAACUUCGUCU
Molecule: messenger RNA, 958 nt
Organism: Argiope bruennichi
Lineage: Eukaryota; Metazoa; Arthropoda; Arachnida; Araneae; Araneidae
Exons: 4
Coding region: 1-855 (284 amino acids)
Source: RefSeq, a predicted model, not a curated record